Molecule: messenger RNA, 2562 nt
Organism: Rattus rattus (black rat)
Lineage: Eukaryota; Metazoa; Chordata; Mammalia; Rodentia; Muridae
Gene: Ccdc110
Product: coiled-coil domain containing 110
Exons: 6
Coding region: 243-2549 (768 amino acids)
Cellular component (GO): cytoskeleton
Source: RefSeq, a predicted model, not a curated record
CUUCCAGCUCUUCACCAAAAGUUGUGCUCGGCUCUGUUCCAGAAAAGCACCUCGUGGAAGAAGAUGACGUCGACUCCAUUCUCCUUUCAGCAUCCAAGAUCCUGAAUGCCUCAGAGGGAGUAAAGGAAAGCGGGGGCAGCGAACCAGAAUGUGGCUGUGCAUCAGAACCAGAAAAUCAAAUCCAACCACAAUCAGCAUUGAAAGUCCUGCAGCAUCAGCUGGAGUCGUUUCAGGCUCUGCGAAUGCAGACUCUACAGAACGUCAGCAUGGUACAGUCUGAAAUCAGUGAGAUAUUGAACAAAAGUAUUGUUGAAGUGGAAAACCCAAAACUUAACUCAGAAAAAAAUCUAAUAUUCAGCAUGCAUCCUGAAAAGGAUUUGCCUAACAAGACACAAGAAGAAGUACUUUCUACCAAGAAAAGUCAUCAUUUCGAGAACCCCAAGACCCUCCAUUCAAUGGAAGAGAACUUCAGCAGUAACAGUGGCACUGAUCUCUCUCAAAGCAUAAACAUUCCACCCCAGACACAGGUCAAGGACGAGGUAGCUGUGGAGAGCCUGAGAACUACAGCAGGUAACUCACCUCCCAGCAAAGCUGUGAACACUUCAGAGCAGCCCAACACCAGAAAGGGCUUCCAUUUUUAUCAGUUUCUACCUCCGGCUCCUCAGACUGCAGUACCUCAAGCUGCUCCCGUGAUUCUGGAUAAAUCCACCACCACCGUCCCUUUCCUGAAGCAUGAGUUUUGUGAAAACUUAGACGACAUUUGCCACUCUAUUAAGCACAUGAAAGAAGAGCUUCAGAAGUCAAACGACCAGGAACUGGCCCUUACGGAUGAACUUCACAAUUUCCAGAUGGAUGGAAGGACUCAUGGUCACCAUAAACAUGAGCUAUUCCCCAUUUGUAAUGCCAAACUUAGUUUUAUUCCGGAAGAAAACACAAAAGGUAACUUAAGUGAAGACGUCAAAUCGAAGAGGAUUUCUGAAUUAGAGGCAUUGGUGAGCAAACUACUCCCACUCAGGGACACUGUGUCAAAAUUGCACGUGAAUUUUUGUAGGAAAUGUAAAAAAUUGUCUAGAAGUGAAAUAUGCCGGGGGAAAAAGAGUGAGAAAAAUAAAGACAUCCCUAUCACCAGCAAGAAUAUUAUAGAUUUAAAAUUCCACUCCCGAGCUCCGAGGCACACUCUGUCCGUCCUGGACCCAGGGAAGCACAAAAUAAAAGACAAAGAAGGCCAAGCGUUCGUCGUCAGCCAAGAACCAGUAACGUUUGAAAACGAGAAGACACCCAAAGACAAGUGCGUCCCUGAGCAGUGUGUUGCCAAAAUCCAGUACCUACAGAAUUACCUCAAAGAAUCCUUGCAGUAUCAGAAAAAGAUGACAGAACUCGAGAAUGAAAACCUGGCCCUUAGGACCAAAAUGAAGCCCCUCGUGUUCACGGCGCAAUCCCUGAUCCAGAAGGCGGAAACCCACAAAAAGCAAUUGAAGUCUCUGACCGAAGAAAAGAGCUCUCUUCAGUCCCAGUUAACCAAAGCGGAGGAAGAGAACAAAGACUGCCUCAGGGAACUGAAGACACUCAUCAGCACCUACAAUGUCCUCCAAGGCCAACACAAAAUGCUAGAGGAGAAAAACAGCCAACUGUCUCUGGAAAAGCAACAGAUGCUGGAAACAAUCGACCACCUGAAGGGCAAGGAGCACAGGACCCAAAGUGACAUGGCCGCUCUGCAAAACGAAAACGGUAGGAUGACUAUAGAAAUAGAAGCAAUGAAGACUGGCAUGCUGCUGACACGAGAGGAGAGGGAAAUGCUGGAGAAAGACAUGUACCAACUCCUGAAAGACAAGGGCUCGCUGGAGGGUGACCUGAAAGAGAGCAAGCUGGAAAUCCUGCAGCUAAAAGAGAAGGAGGAGCUGGCCCACGCCGAGCAGGAGUCGCUUCUUCACAUACUGGACGCAGCUAAGGCAGAGAAGCUGAGGCUGGAGGCAACAUUACAAGAAUCCACUUCUGCCAGACAGAUGUUGGAAAGAGAACUCGUGGAGAUUCAGACCUACCGGUCUGCCAUGGAAGAGAAGUUCCUGAAAGAUAUCAAAAGCGCCAAGUCAGAGACGAGCAUUUACAAGAACAACCUGGCAGAAAUCAGCAAGGAAUGUGAGGUGUUGUCCAAAAUGGUCAUGGAGAUUAAGGCGGAUAACCAGAUUCUGAAAGAAGAGCUAAAGAAACACAGUCAAGAAAACACCAAGUUCGAAAACAGCAUCAGUCGGCUCACGGAAGACAAGGUACUUUUGGAAAACUACGUGAGAAGCAUAGAAAACGAGAGGAACACCCUGGAAUUUGAGAUGCGGACUCUUCAGCGAGACUACAUAAAUUUAAGCGAGAAAGUCUCUGGUCAGAACAACAGUGCAUCGAAAUCGACUUACAUUUCAAGAAGAGAAAAAUUUUAUUUUGACAACUACGAGGUCUAUGAAGAUGCUUCCAGUCUUAGGAACCGGCUUUUGGCUUCUGACUUGAAAGGAAUACCACAUAAACUAUAUCAACGACUUCCAUCCAAGAUAUGUAAAUAAAUUUCAAAAGAAA